CAGCGACAUCUUAUUUCACCGGCAUAUAAACGCCAUUCACGUUUCCUUUACUUUAUAAAGUGUAAACCAAGCAUAUGGACUUUGUUAAAAAAUAUUUGAAUAAUCUGGUCAAUAUUUUUGGCGGUUUCCGUUACUUUCCCCUUCGAAACGGUCCUGAAAGAGACACGGUGACCACAGCAGCCCUGGAACGCAGCCGUGGGAGGGGAGGAGAGUCUGCCUGAUUUCUCUCCGUAUCGUCCAAUCUUCGUGUUCCUACACGACAGCCGGCAGUCCAGGGGAGACUAAACCAUGUCGUCGCCGGGGAUGGACGAAGCAUCCUCCCUCCAGUUAUGCAGGGUUAUGCUGCCAGAUGACGCCAAUAUUAUGGGUAACGUUCACGGCGGCAUCAUCCUCAAGAUGAUCGAAGAAGCUGGAAGCAUCGUCGGCACGAGACACUGCAACGCACAGAAUGGAGACCGAUGUUUAGCAGCUCUGGUUCGGGUGGAGAAGACGGAGUUUCUGUCGCCCGUGUUCAUCGGCGAGGUGGUCCACGUUUCCGCCGAGAUCACUUACACAUCCAAGCACUCGCUGGAGGUUCAGGUCAAAGUCAUCGCUGAAAACAUCUUGACAGGUGCAAAAAAGUUGGCCAACAAGGCAGCGCUGUGGUACGUCCCCUGUUCUCUGCAGAAUGUUGACAAGAUCACAGAGGUGCCUCCUAUUGAGUAUGCUAGUGCAGAGAAGGAAGAAGAAGGCAGGAAGCGCUACGAAGCACAGAAAAUUGACAGAAUGGAGACCAAAGCGAGGGGUGAGGAGGUGAUGCCACCUCGACCAAACCCAGAGGAUGCAGCAAAGGAAAGACACACAGUCGGCUUCAGCCAGUCCAGCCUGAUCCAUUUGGUGGGGCCUUCAGACUGCACAGUAGUUGACUUUGUUUAUGGUGGUGUAGCCAUGAAGCUGAUGGACGAGGUUGCUGGAAUUGUUGCCGCUCGGCACUGCAACACAAACAUCGUCACUGCUUCUGUGGAUGCCAUCAACUUUCAUCGCAAGAUUAGGAAAGGUUGCGUGGUGACGGUGACGGGCCGGCUCACGUUUGUCAGCAACAGGUCUAUGGAAAUAGAAGUGCUGGUGGAUGCCGAUUCGCUGAUGGAGAAGCAGAUAGGGAAAUAUCGUGCUGUCUCAGCCUUCUUCACCUUCAUCUCGCUUGACAAGGAAAAUAAACCGCUAAAUGUCCCACCUCUAAAGAUCGAAGGAGACGAUGAGCAGAAACGUUUUGAAGAGGGCAAGUCACGUUACCUCCAGAACAAAGCAAGGAGACUUGCGGAAAAGGAGCGUCAGCAGUGACACUGUGGCUCAGCAGAAACAAAACCCACACAGUACACACACACGUUAUGAUGGAGUUAAUGCCUCUCUGUUAUUGUAGCCUGUUAAACCGUAUUCUGUGACCCUGUUUUGCAGCAGCGCUACUCACCAAAGUGUUCCCAAAUACAUGUGUGCAAUAUAAAUAUAAAAGUAAUAGUAUUUUUUUUUUAAGUUUAAGGAGAGUUUUAUGACUGUACUGUAUGUAAAAUCUAUUUAUUACUGUUUGUAUUAACUGACAGUGGGAUUGUAGAAAUACCAUAUUGUUUUGCAGGAAUAUCUCUAACUAUACAGAUUUGGCUUUGAUGUCAGCCCAAAGUAAUACUGAGAGUGAAAGGGAAAUGAUGAAUAAGUGAGUGAAUAAAAAAAAAAGAGCCAAGCGUGAGUCGGGGGCUCUCGCAGCGUGCCCUUGCGUGUUUGAUGAUAAUUAUGUCAUUGUCUUAGGCAUGUCUUGGCAGAGAGGGCACAUGCCAGCCAUCUUUUCAGCACUGUGUCUUUCACAGAGUUCAUCGGAGCUCAGGGGUUUUGACUCAUCCAGCAUCUCUUUCCCCACCUCCGUCUUCUUCCUCCUCUGCCUCCUCCUCCUCAUGCCUGUCACACUCUGACUUCAGCCCGUGUCAUGCUCGCAUCCGUCUCCAUCUCCUCGCAACGUCGCCUUCUUGCUCAUUUACUCUAUUUAUCCUUAAGGCUCUUCUUCUAUCCCAUCAUCUGCCCGCCUCACUCUCAGUUUGCAUAGAUGAGAUAUGAAGAUUGCUUUCGGCCUUAUAAGAAACAGAAAGUAUUAAUAUUAUAUCGCUUGGUGCAGAAGGUAAGAUCGGGACAAUGAAUUAUUCAAGAGAAGAGUCCAUGUCCAUGUGACUGUGUCAAAACUGAAUUAUCUUUCCAGUGAGAGGACUACAUACAGUCUCCAUUAAAAGAAAGAAUACCCUCUUUCUAUUCUAUGCGUAUGUGUGAAUACAACAAGGAAAACUUGUUUCUAAAACAAUUUAUAUCAAAUUUGGAUUGUGGAAACCACCCUCAUUAAAUAUUAAACAACAAUGAACAACGAAAUGGUGACAUUUCGUGAUGUUCAGUUAAUCAGGCAUAAUUAACCAGCAGUACCUACCUGCUGCUUACCUUAUUAAGUUGUAUAGGAUUAGCAACAGAGUACUUAGUUUUUCACACACAGCUUUUACCUUUUGGGUUUAUUUUUGUUUGAUAAUUAAUGUGUUGAAUCUGUUGAGCGAUUUGUACUCCAAAGGUUACCUCUACAACACAAAACAAAAUGUAGAAACUCAAACAGCACACCAUAUCCUUUUGUUAGUAACGCAUUCAAUAGAUAAGACUAUUAUUGAAAGCAUGUUUUUUUCAAUAAUUAAAAAAAAAAAAAAGAAACAUAUUAUUUAGAUUAAUUA
Molecule: messenger RNA, 2729 nt
Organism: Xiphophorus couchianus (Monterrey platyfish)
Lineage: Eukaryota; Metazoa; Chordata; Actinopteri; Cyprinodontiformes; Poeciliidae
Gene: acot7
Product: acyl-CoA thioesterase 7
Exons: 10
Coding region: 289-1320 (343 amino acids)
Biological process (GO): fatty acid catabolic process; acyl-CoA metabolic process
Cellular component (GO): cytoplasm; cytosol
Molecular function (GO): long-chain fatty acyl-CoA hydrolase activity
Source: RefSeq, a predicted model, not a curated record